CAGCCAUCUGCAUCUUCCUUCCGCCCACAACCUUCUCAGCAAUCCCCUCGCCCAGACUCCACACGUUCAUACCAUCAUCAGGUCUCAGCCCUUCUGAAGAAGGCAUCCUCAGCAUCAGAUCCGUUUCCCAUACCCAGAACCCCAGACCCAAGAUGCCCACCCGCGGCGCGUUCAUCGUGAUCGAGGGCCUUGACCGCUCGGGGAAGUCAACGCAGGCGGCAAAGCUGAAAGAGAAAUUGGCAGCUGAUGGAGUGAAGGUGGAGUUGAUGAAGUUUCCGGACCGUACUACAGCCAUCGGAAAGAUGAUCGACGCGUACCUGCGCACCAACAUCGAGAUGGACGACCAUGUCGUGCACCUACUGUACUCGGCGAAUCGAUGGGAGCUCGCCUCCCGCAUAUCCACCCUCCUCACCGAAGGGACUACCAUCAUCUGCGACCGCUACGCAUUCUCCGGAAUCGCGUUCUCGGCGUCGAAGGUGGCCUCGACUUCCGCCUCCACCACCGUGACCUCCACCUCCUCCUCAACUUCGACCACCGCCGCACCCCCGACCUCUACCGGAUCGUCAACAUGCGGCUCCUCACCUACCCCAGCGAAGACUAAGGAUACUUGCCCAACCGCGAAGACUACAGACACGUCCCCCCUCCUCCCCUACGCCUGGUGCCGCGCGCCCGACAUCGGCCUCCCCGCCCCAGACGUCACGCUCUUCUUCGACAUCGCGCCCGAGGCGGCGCGCGCAAGGGGUGGGUACGGCGAGGAGAGAUAUGAAAGGGAAGAUGUGCAGAGGCGGGUGAUGGAGGUCUACGCCCGCCUCGGCGCCGAGAUGGAGGCCGCGCGCCCGGGGUCGUGGGUGCGCGUCGACGCGAGCCGUGCGGUGGAGGAGGUCGCGGGAGCGGUGUGGGGCGUGGUUGCGCCGUUGGCGAGGGGAGUUGAGGGCGAGGUGGGGCGGUUGUGGGAGGGGCCGUUGGCGUGAAGGGGAGGUGGAGGAGCGGGGCGUGAAGAUGUGGGGCGGCAUAAUAGUGCCACUUAACUAACGUAUAGCGGUAGGAGCGCCUCGGUAACUUAUCAGUAGUAUAUAUGUCAAUGCAUGGAUGCGGUUCUCGGAC
Schizophyllum commune H4-8 is the source of this 1104-nucleotide messenger RNA. Its product is annotated as P-loop containing nucleoside triphosphate hydrolase protein. NCBI's taxonomy places the organism in Eukaryota, Fungi, Basidiomycota, Agaricomycetes, Agaricales, Schizophyllaceae. The coding region runs from base 153 to 971 and encodes 272 amino acids. The record is from RefSeq and is a predicted model, not a curated record. Gene Ontology annotation, biological process: dTDP biosynthetic process; dUDP biosynthetic process; dTTP biosynthetic process. Gene Ontology annotation, cellular component: cytoplasm; cytosol; nucleus. Gene Ontology annotation, molecular function: ATP binding; dTMP kinase activity. The transcript is spliced from 4 exons.